UUUUACUUUUCUCUCUCUCAGCUUUGUUCUACUUUAUUCUCCCAAAAAAAAGAAAAAAAGGAAGCUUUGUUCUACUUCGUCCAGAAGUAAGCUCCGUCAGCACAUUAUUUUUAUACAUCUCUCUCUCUCUCUCCCUCUCACACUCUCUCUCUUACUCUCUCUAAGCUAAUGUUCAGCUGAAAUCUCUGGUUUUACAUAUUUGUGUGUGUAUUUUGGGAAGUUGUUAUACGUACGAAUAUGGAGGCUACAGCGAGAGAACACAUUGAAGAGAUACGUAGAACAAAGUUCUCUAUCGGAGGGGAUCAUAACCCACUAAUAGAGGAUCUUCACCAGGCUGUCAAGAACCUCUCCGCUGAGCUUUAUGCCAAGGAUGUACAUUUUCUCAUGGAACUUAUUCAGAAUGCUGAAGAUAAUGAUUAUUGGGAGGGGGUGGAUCCAUCUCUUGAGUUUGUCAUAACUUUUGAGGACAUUACAGCCACUGGUGCUCUAGCAACAUUGCUGAUUUUCAACAAUGAGAAAGGUUUCUCAUCGAAAAACAUUGACUCUAUUUGCAGUGUUGGUCGGUCCACCAAGAAAGGCAAUAGGAAACGCGGUUAUAUUGGAGAAAAAGGAAUUGGAUUUAAGAGUGUCUUUCUAGUUAGUUCUCAGCCAUACAUAUUCAGCAAUGGAUAUCAAAUACGGUUCAAUGAAGAGCCCUGCCCACAUUGCAAUCUUGGGUACAUUGUUCCCGAAUGGGUUGAGAACCCAACUCUCUCUGACAUAAAAGAAAUAUAUGGUAAUGGAACUACUCUUCCUACAACAACAAUAGUCUUACCUCUGAAGUUUGAUACACUCAAAUCUGUGAAGCAGAAGCUCUCAAAUGUUCAUCCUGAAGUUCUAUUGUUCUUAUCAAAGAUUAGGCAGCUUUCAGUAAGGGAACGUACCAAGGAUCCUAAGCUCAAUACUGUAAGUGCAAUAGCCAUUACGAGUGAGACUGAAUUCAUGGUGAGGAAGAAGAUUGAUGCUGUGUCCUACACACUCCAUCUCUCUGCUGAAGAGAAGGGUAAGGGGCCCAAUGGUGAAUGCAGAUACUAUAUGUGGAAGCAAAGUUUUCCUGUCAAGCAGGAAAACAAAGUGGAAAGGAGAAUGGAAGUGGAAGAAUGGGUGAUCACAUUGGCUUUUCCUUUUGAAGAGCGCCUCCACAGGGGGAUGAACUCAAUUGGGAUCUAUGCAUUUCUUCCCACAGAGAUGGUUACCAACUUUCCCUUCAUAAUUCAGGCAGAUUUUCUUCUUGCCUCAUCAAGGGAAACAAUUCUCUUGGACAACAAGUGGAACCAAGGGAUUCUUGACUGCGUGGCCUCUGCUUUUAUCAAUGCGUUUGUUUCUCUAGUUAAAACUUCUGAAAAUGCUCCAAUAUCUAGUUUGGCUCCCAUGUUCAGGUUCAUUCCCAUCAAUGGCUCUUCUUAUCAACAGCUGAAUGUUGUCAGGGAGUCCAUUAAGUCAAAGCUUCUUGAAGAAAGUAUUCUUCCAAGUGAGUCUUACACGCAGCAAAAGGUCUUUCAUCAACCUCGUGAAGUUGCUAGGCUCAUACCUUCUUUUUGGACCAUUCUAGAGAAGGCAAGGAAGCAAGGGGUAAGCUUGGUUCAUCUUUCAUCACAUGGAAAGUACAUUUUGAGCUCUUCAUUUGAUAGAACGGAAUAUGAACACAUACUGAAUUUCUUGGGGGUGGAACUAGCCAACAAUGAAUGGUACGCAAAGUGCAUCCAGAGUUCUAAACUUGUUGAAGGAGUGUCAGAGGAGACAUAUUUGGAGCUUUUACUGUUUAUUGCUAAUAACUGGAGGUCCAAAUUUCACUAUACCAAAAUCAAGGACAUACCACUAAUAAAAUAUGUGGGUCCCUAUGGCGACGUGUCUUUGUGUAGCAUAAAUGAGUCAGUGCAGUUGAAUUGUGACAGAGUGGUGUCCUUAUCCCGUCAUUCUGAACAUAUCUCAUGGCUGAUUUAUUGGAACAAGGAAUUCAAAUGUCCAGCCAAUUACUUCUUUUGGCCGAAAAGCACACAAGAAGCUAUCAGGUUAUUCUCUGAGUGGAAAAUAGUGUUGGGAUGGCUACUAGAUCAUGUAAAGGUUGAUGCUGUGAAUGUAUAUGAAUAUGCAGUUCACCUUAACAAUUGUCUCAAUAGUUUCCAGAAGUGUGCUAUUGGCUUUGUUCACUUCUUGUACCACUCACUUCAAAAAUCUUAUCUUUCACAAUGGGAGGUUGGUGCUUUAUGUAAUUCUAUGCCACUUUUAGAUAACUACGGAAAUCUAAACAGACAAAGGACUGGGGUUCUUGUCCCUGCCAAUGGAAGCAAAUGGGCAGGAUUAAUUGGUUCAAAUCCAUGGACAGAUGAAGGCUAUGUUGAGUUAUCCGAAGACUACUUGCAUCCAGGCUGUUCUGCAGGUGAAUAUGCUUCUGGAGAACAGCUCUUAGAGUUCCUUAAAACUUUUGUUGAAGCUUCUGAUAUCCCUUAUAUAUCUCCUCCCAAUGCCGCAAUUCCAACAGUAUCAUCACCACUCACCAAGCAAAAUGCAUUCUUGCUGUUGGGUUGGAUUCGAGACUUGAAACGUAGAGAAAUUAUAAUUCCCUUGAAGUUUUUGAAAUGCAUAAAGGAAGGCUGCUGGCUGAAAAUUACUACUAGUGGCUGUCCUGGUUACAGGCCACCUAUGCAGUCAUUCUUGCUUUCUGCUUCAUUGGGAAACAUUUUGCAGAACGGAUCAGUGCUUGUUGAUAUUCCGUUGAUUGAUCUAAGUUUUUAUGGGGAUGAAAUAAAUGAGUACAAGGAGGAGCUAAAAGAAAUUGGAGUCAUCCCUGAGUAUGGAGAAGCAUGUGAAUUUAUUGGGGAGCAUCUCAUGUCUUUCACAGAAUACUCCACUUUAAGUAGAGACCAAGUGCUGUCUGUAUUAUAUUUCAUCAGAUUUUUAAGGGAAAAGUUUCUUCCCCAGGAUAAGUUCAUCAACAGUAUCAAGGAUAAGAGAUGGCUAAGGACAUGCUGUGGUGACAGGUCUCCAGUUGAAGCUGUUUUGUUUGAUGAUGAUUGGAAAACUGCAUCACAAAUUAGUAGCAUCCCCUUCAUUGAUAAAGAUUACUUUGGAGAAGAAAUCCUUUCUUUUAGGGAGGAACUCAAGUCGCUUGGUGUUUUAAUUGGCUUCAGUGAUCAUUACAAGCUCGUCGUAGACAACUUAAAAUCAGCUUCACAGUUGACUUCUCUUACAGCUGAGGCAGUUCUUUUGAUACUGGAAUGUAUGCAUCGUGUAGGAUCAUUUAAGAAACUUACUAAGGCAUUGAGAGGUGUGAAAUGCUUCAAGACGAAUCUUGGGUACAAGACUCCAGGAGAAUGUUUCUUGUUUGACCCUCAAUGGGUUUGCAUUCUACAGGUUUUUGAAGGUUUUGCAUUGAUUGAUCAUGAUUUCCAUGGAAGCAGUAUCUUCUCUUACAGAAAUGAGUUGAAGCGAAUAGGAGUGAAGGUGAAUUUUGAGGCGGCAGUCAAAGUAUUUACUAACAGAUUCAAGCAGCAAGCAUCUUACAUGACAAAAGAAAACGUUCUCUCUUUUCUUUCAUGUUAUAGGCAGCUAAACAAUACUCCUUAUAUGUUUCCUUCAGAUCUAAUGAUAUGCAUCCGUGAUCUCUGGUGGUUGUGGACUAGGCAUGGUGUUAAAAAUCCGUUAAAUUGCAUUUUGUUUGGGCCAGAUUGGCAGUCAAUUUUGCCAAUUACUGACCUCCCUUUCAUAGAUGACAGUGACAACUGUUAUGGCAAGGUCAUUCAUGAAUACAAGGAAGAGCUGAAGAGCAUGGGAGUUAUUGUUGAAUUCAAAGAUGGUGCGAAGUUUGUGGUUGAAGCUAUUCACUCUCCCUUGGAUUCCACCAGCAUAACUCCUGCAACUGUGUUUUCAUUGCUGGAAUGCAUCCGGAUUUUAACGCAAGCUAGGAAUUAUUUCUCUCCAAUUGCUUUGUCAAUGAGAAUUUCUAAAAAAUGGUUGAAGACCACUAUUGGUUAUAGGUUUCCAGACGAGUGCUUAUUGUUCGAUUCUAGUUGGGGCUUUUACUUGCAGCGGACAGAUGGACCUUUCAUUGAUGAAGAUUUUUAUGGUUCUAAAAUUACAUCCUACAAAGAAGAGCUCAACAUAUUAGGAGUCACCCUUGAUUUUAGGAAAGGAUACUCACUGAUUGCCAGCCACCUUGAUUUCCAUGUUCAGUUGCCUACUAUAGUGCGGAUAUAUAAUUACUUAAGUAAAUGUAAUUGGAAGCCAGACAGUGAAGUUGCCAAAAGGAUUUGGAUCCCAAAUUUAAAUCAGAUUGGAGAAUGGGUUAGCCCCGAAGAAUGUGUUCUGCAUGACAAGGAUGGUCUCUUCAGUUCGCAGCUGAAAGUUCUUGACAAAUAUUUUGAAACUGAGUUACUUGACUUUUUCUCCAAUGCUUUCGGUGUUGGAAAAUAUCCUUCAGUGGACAAGUACUGUAAUCUUUGGAAGGUUUGGGAGAGUUCAGGGCACCGAUUGUCACAUGCUGACUGUUGUAAGUUCUGGUCUUUUGUUUCAAAGCACGGGAGUGCAGAGACUCUGGCUGAUAGGUUGGUGAAAUUACCAGUUGGUUCUUCUGACUCAGAUAGAAUUUUGUUGUCCAACAAGCAUGAUGUUUUUAUUGCUGAUGAUCCUCAACUGAAGGAUCUUUUUGAACAGUCUUCUUCUCAACCCUUAUUUGUCUGGUGCCCUCAGCCAAGCAUGCCUUCUUUACCUCCAACAAAGUUGCUUGAAAUUUACAGGAAAGUAGGUGUUUGCACUAUAUCUGAAUCUGUACAAAAGGAAGAAUCAUCCUCAGUGGAUGUUGCUAAACUCAAUCCGGUGAAUCCAAAGGAGUUUUUGAUUGCAAAAGGUCUGGUUAUGCUAAUCCUUGGUUUUCUGGCAAAUCCUGUGAUGAAAAUGGGAGCAAAAAAGCGGCAUGAAACUAUUCAAGGGCUUCUGAAUAUAACUUUCCUUGAGACAGUUGAACCAAUCACUGUAAACUACAGCUUAUCGCUUUCUUCAGGGGAGAUCGUAAAUGCAAGAGCAAGCAAAAUUAUACACUUGGAUAGAAAGGCUUCAAUUUUUUUCGCACAGAAGUUGGAUAGGUCUAGUGGAUAUAAGAAUCUCAUUGAAUAUGCUACAUAUUUUUCUGAGGCAAUAUCCGAGGGUGUGUUAUGGGAGAAAAGCGAUCAUGUUGGUGCACUCUCAGAGCUGAUCAAGUUGGCCUUUAUGCUGGAAUUUAAUGAGGAAGCGGUCAUAUAUUUAAUGAAGUCCAAGAAUUUGCAAAUUAUCAAGAAGGACAAAAAGUUUCUUGCUUCUGCCUUCCCUUCUGACUAAUUAUACGCCAUAAGUUGUUAAUGUUUUAAGUGUUUGUUUCAUUGAUUUCCUGUAAAAAAUGAAUCAGUUACUGCACUACUAAGUUUACUGGUCAGUGAUAAGUUUAAACUUCAUUUUGUUUUGUCCAGGGCUUUUCUUUUCUUUUUUUACUCCUGUGUUGUGGUGCUUCUCAUUUCUAUUUUUACUCUAAUUUUGAACUAAAUGAUAAUGUGUGGCGUUGCCAUGUAUAUUUUUUAGAAUGGAGUGGUUGGUUUUUUCUAUU
Molecule: messenger RNA, 5614 nt
Organism: Quercus robur (English oak)
Lineage: Eukaryota; Viridiplantae; Streptophyta; Magnoliopsida; Fagales; Fagaceae
Exons: 3
Coding region: 238-5352 (1704 amino acids)
Source: RefSeq, a predicted model, not a curated record